Molecule: messenger RNA, 902 nt
Organism: Lacerta agilis (Sand lizard)
Lineage: Eukaryota; Metazoa; Chordata; Lepidosauria; Squamata; Lacertidae
Product: vomeronasal type-2 receptor 26-like
Exons: 1
Coding region: 3-902 (299 amino acids)
Biological process (GO): G protein-coupled receptor signaling pathway
Cellular component (GO): membrane
Molecular function (GO): G protein-coupled receptor activity
Source: RefSeq, a predicted model, not a curated record
ACAUGGAUUAUUGCAUCAGCUGCUCAGAAGAUCAGUACCCAAAUAAGGGAAAGGAUCACUGCCUCCCCAAAGUCCAGACCUUCCUCUCUUUUGAAGAACAUUUGGGUAUUUCUUUAGCAACACUGUCUCUAUACUUUUCCCUGGUCACAGCUCUGGUACUUGCAGUCUUCAUUAAGCACAGGGAAACUCCCAUUGUCAAAGCCAACAACCGAAGCCUUACCUAUAUUCUCCUGAUCGCUCUCCUUCUUUGCUUCCUCUGCUCUUUGCUCUUCAUUGGACAACCCAAUAAGGUGACCUGCCUGCUCCGACAAACAGCAUUUGGCAUCAUCUUCUCCAUUGCUAUUUCUUCAGUUUUGGCCAAAACUAUUACAGUGGUUGUUGUUUUCAUGGCCUCCAAACCAGGAAGCAUUUUCCGGAAAUGGGUGGGGAAAAGAUUGGCACUUUCAAUUGUCUUUUCCUGUUCUCUUACUCAACUAGGCAUUUGUGCUGUUUGGUUGGCCACAUCUCCCCCAUUCCCAGGUCAGGACAUGCAAUCAGUGUUUGGAGAAAUCAUUGUGGAAUGUAAUGAAGGGUCAGUCUCCAUGUUCUACUGUGUCUUGGGCUACAUGGGUUUUUUGGCAACCAUCAGUUUCAGUGUAGCUUUCCUAGCCAGGAAGUUGCCAGACAGUUUCAAUGAAGCCAAGUUCAUCACCUUCAGCAUGCUGGUCUUUUGCAGUGUGUGGCUCUCUUUUGUUCCAACCUACCUGAGCACCAAGGGGAAAUACAUGGUAGCUGUGGAAAUCUUCUCUAUCUUGGCCUCCAGUGCUGGGUUGCUAGGCUGCAUCUUUUCUCCAAAAUGCUACAUUAUUGUUUUGAGGCCUGAGUUGAACAACAGGGAACAGCUAAAACGAAGAAAUAAUUGA